AAGACACAAAUCGUAGCUGUUAAUGCAAAUGUGCGUUUGUCCUGUCAGUUUUGCGUUAUUGAUUUGACAAUUACUUGUAGGCAUCACAGUAGGUAACCUCGAGACUAGUCGGACCCCAGUCAGCUGACAGUAGAAUCAAGCUAGGAGCACAGUCCAUUUCAUCUGUCACAAAUCAAUGAUCUGUCUCUCUUCUUUAUUUGAUCCCUUGACGCUCGAUAGAUACAUAUACUCAGGAUACACAUCAAUAUUGGUGUAGGCCUACUUGCAUCUGUAACAUCUCGUAUUGUGAGUGGCUGGCCGACCUGGGCUAGACAGUUAGCACAGUAGCUUGACCAUUUCAAUAACAUUCACAAACAAUGUCGGGACCAAAUGGAGAUCCCGACCUCUCUAUUGAAGACGGCAUUAUCGACGACGAGGACGAGUUCAGCGUAGAAGAGUACGCAGCCAUCAACUCAAUGCUGGAUCAGAUCAACUCGUGUCUGGAUGACUUGGAGGAGCGCAACGACUCUUUGAACGGCAAACUGCAGGAGUUACUCGCGGCUAACCGGCAGGUGAGACAUGAGAUGCGAGCCCAGCAGAGCGCUCCCACGGCCUCCGCGGAGGAUAAACCGCUGCAGGACGAGUCCUCACCUGCCGAAGCGGAAAAGGACGGAGAGUCAAGUGAAGGACGUUAACACAGCAACAUUGUUCAGCUGUAACGGACUAUAACGUAAAGCGAGGCUAGAGCUCUUCCCAUAACAGUCCUCAGCAACACUCCACCCACCCGUGUGAACGUUUCCUGAAGUGUGCUGUAGUGCAGACGCAUUGUGUAGAGGAUGGAAAGGGGCUUUAUGUUCGUUGUCCAAAUUAUGUAGCACUUCCGGAUUUUUCUCUGGUACUAGUCAGCACCCUCAGUACGGUUCCUGCUAUUAACUACACAAUGAGCCAAAUGCUGACUGCUUUCAUCGUUCCUCCGAGUUUUUCCAUUGAUUUGCUAAUCAAUAUAUAGCCUCUUCAUAAUCAUUUACCUAUGCAUUAAAUAUGGUUGUGUUGUUCGCUGUCUUGACUCAUCGUAGGCCUAUAGGGAA
Messenger RNA from Osmerus eperlanus (European smelt), 1067 nucleotides. RefSeq names its product bublin coiled coil protein (gene bbln). NCBI's taxonomy places the organism in Eukaryota, Metazoa, Chordata, Actinopteri, Osmeriformes, Osmeridae. The record is from RefSeq and is a predicted model, not a curated record. The transcript is spliced from 2 exons. Bases 357 to 674 code for a protein of 105 amino acids.